Molecule: messenger RNA, 1512 nt
Organism: Trichomycterus rosablanca
Lineage: Eukaryota; Metazoa; Chordata; Actinopteri; Siluriformes; Trichomycteridae
Gene: tmcc1a
Product: transmembrane and coiled-coil domain family 1a
Exons: 5
Coding region: 12-1409 (465 amino acids)
Cellular component (GO): endomembrane system
Source: RefSeq, a predicted model, not a curated record
GAAAGAGCAGAAUGCAUUGGGAGCAGGUUCUCCGUUCAAAGAAUUGUGAGAUCGAGAGGCUGGAGGGAAGUUUGUCUCAGGCAGCCCUGUGCAGCGUGGACGGUUCGCCCCCGGGCUCGGAGGACACGGCCCUCGAUCCUCAGCGCACACGACAGGCCAUAGAGCAGCUCAAGCAGAAGAUCCUGAAGCUAACGGAGCAGCUGCGCAUCGAGCAGGCGGCGCGCGAUGAGAACGUCGCCGAGUACCUCAAGCUCGCCAAUAACACAAACGACAAGCAGCAGGGCAGCAGGAUAAAACAGGUUUUCGAGAAAAAGAACCAGAAGUCGGCAGCAAGUAUCGCACAGCUCCAGCACAAACUAGAGCACUACCGCCGGCGCCUGCGCGAAACCGAGCAUGGCGGCGACCUGACCCGGCAGCCCAAGGGCGUCUUGCGUGACGUUCAGCAGGGCCUGCGCGGCGUGGGCGCACGGGUCAUCACGGGCAUCAGCGAGGGCGUUGUGGACAGCGUGCGGGGCGGCCUGUCGAGCUUCUCGCACGCCACGCAUUCGGCUGCCGGCGCCGUGGCGUCCAAGCCGCGUGAGUUCGCCCUGCUCUUGCGAAGCCGUUUCGGCAGCGCUGACAACAUCAGCUCGCUGAAGGACGGUGAGGAGCAUAACGGUGCCAGCGCCAGCGGGAACCUGCAGGGUAGUCCACGGUUCGGCAGCGAGGAGGACUGCUCGAGUGCAACGUCUGAUUCGGUCGGUGCAAACAGCAUGACCGGUGUGCUCGGCGGCCCACCCAGCUCCAGGGGGAACACGCUGGAGCGGGGCGGAAACAUGAGCAUGGACAUGUUGAUGCACGAGGUGCAGGAGCUUAGGGAGGUGCAGGGGCGACUGGAUGAAACUAUGGAGGCACUGAAGGGGCUCUAUCAGAGGGAGUACAUGCUCACCACACAGGCGCUGCAGGAGGAGCGGUUCAGGUACGAACGACUGGAGGAACAGUUGAAUGACUUGACAGAGCUCCAUCAGAACGAGAUCCUGAACCUGAAACAGGAGCUGGCCAGCAUGGAAGAGAAGAUGGCUUAUCAGUCCUAUGAGAGAGCUCGAGAUAUACAGGAGGCGCUGGAGGCUUGUCAGACACGCAUCUCCAAGAUGGAACUCCAGCAGCAGCAGCAGCAGGUGGUGCAGCUGGAGGGUCUGGAGAACGCCACCGUCCGCACCCUAAUCGGCAAACUCAUCAACGUCCUCCUCACGCUCAUGGCCGUCCUGCUGGUGUUCGUCUCCACCGUGUCCAACUGCGUGGCUCCGCUGAUGAAGACGCGCAGCCGCUCCUUCUCCACCCUCUUCUUCCUCCUGCUCUUCACCUUCUUGUGGAGAAACUGGGACGCACUCUCAGGACACACUCAUCGCAUUUUGCACAUGCCCAGAUGACCACGUCGUCCUCGAACCUCAACAGCCAAUAGCAUUACAAUAGCACGGUGCUUUGCCAACCUUCUAGUUGAGAGGCGUAUUAAACUGUGAAGUUUUUAUGAAA